AUGAUGGAUUUCAAUGCCCAGCAUCAGGCGUGGGGCUAUCGCACGAAUAUGAAGAAAGGCAGAAACAUAUGGCACACGGCAACCGAGGAAGAUCUUACGCUGGUAACCGAUAAAGACUUUCCGACCAGGAGAGGGAACUCGGUGUGCCGAGAUACAACUCCGGAUCUUACCUUUGUCAAGAACCUGGAAAACUUCAAGUGGACCAACACAGCCAUGGGCCUCGGUAGCGAUCAUUGCAUCAUCGAAGCGGUCAUCAAGGUUGCCCGUAACAACCCGAGGACCUUUAAGUUCACUGACGGGGACUUGUUCCGAGCCAACCGCUCCGAGCGCGCCCUCACCCCGGAUACGGACCUAGACUCUUGGUUCGACGGGAUAAAAGAAGAUGUGGCUAGAGCCGCCAAGGAGGUGAUAACCGAUCUGGAGGUGGACAGGAUGGACAGUAGGCUCGCGCAUCUGUUGGAAGCCAAGCAGCAAUGGGAUGAGCUGUGCGACUCGGCGGAGGGCCAGCUCAAGACCGGUAAAAGCUGGAGACUCCUCAGGUACCUACUACACGAUGGUAACACCAAGUCCAACCAGAACAGAGCUUUGGCGAAAGCUGUCCAUUUGGCCACCGACUCGGCUCCAGAUGAGGCGUUCAUGGAGCAGCUCAUAGACAAGUACCUGGCGGCCACGGACGAUCCGCUGCCCCCCCCCCACUUUCCCGAGUACGAAGGGCGCGACGCGCCAUCGAUGAACGAGGAUUUCACCGUGGCUGAGGUCAAGCAGGUUCUCGCAUCCCUCAACGCCAGAUCUGCCCCUGGGCCCGACGGGGUCACCAACAAAAUGCUCAAGCAUCUCGAAAAAAACUCAAUCGAGUUUCUUACAGACAAGAUGAAUGAAAUCUGGCGCAGCGGCCGCAUUCCCAAGAGCUGGAAAGCAGCCUACACAGUACUCAUACCCAAGCCAGCUGCAUUCGGUCAUGAAGCUAGUAAGAAGGUGCAAUGA
Dermacentor silvarum is the source of this 984-nucleotide messenger RNA. RefSeq lists its product as uncharacterized. The transcript is spliced from 3 exons. Gene Ontology annotation, molecular function: catalytic activity. The coding region runs from base 1 to 984 and encodes 327 amino acids. NCBI's taxonomy places the organism in Eukaryota, Metazoa, Arthropoda, Arachnida, Ixodida, Ixodidae. The record is from RefSeq and is a predicted model, not a curated record.